GCCUCGCUCCCCAGUUCUCUCUUGAGCUGCGUCUCUCCCACACAUCCUUCCACUCUCCUCUGCAGAUUUAUCUGUAUCCCACCUCCUGUUCUCAGGGGCUGCGCAGCUUCGCUUUUCUCUCACUGGAUGGGGAUGUUUGGUCCUUAAAAUUUCACUUUGCCUAAGGGCCAUCGCAAGAAUAGCCCCGCACUCUCAGUCUCAUCCCCCCACCCCACCCCCCAAAAUUAUCAGGUACCUCUCUCUCAGUUUGCUUCCCUUUCUUGGGGGGUCUCUGGCUCUCUUCUUCAUGCAAAUGUUUUUUUACUUGGUUCUAUGCCACUAGGAACUGCUGGUUUUUUUCAAAGUUUCACCACUCUGCAGCUUACCACUUUACCUUGAUUUGGAAGAUCAUGGAGUAUCUGUUUGAAGCCUGGAUGCAUUUUUCUCACAGUCAUUUAGCUUCCUGAAAUUUCCUCUGGGGGGUUUCUUUUGCCUGCACUUUAGAUGUGUAUGUAUGUCAUCAUGCAAUUAAGCAGGUUGAGGGAAAGCUAAGAGAAUGAAGGCUCGAAAUCCCCAGUGGAAGCAUGAUAUGGCGGAGCAGAGCUGGUGCUGAAUUGUUCUCUCUGAUGGCUCUAUGGGAGUGCAUAGCCCUGAGUCUUCAUUGCUGGCUUUUAGCAGUUGCUGCUGUUUCGGAUCAGCAUGCCACAAGCCCCUUCGACUGGCUCCUUUCUGAUAAGGGACCCUUCCAUCGCUCGCAGGAAUACACAGAUUUUGUGGACAGAAGCCGGCAGGGAUUUAGCACCAGAUACAAGAUAUACAGGGAGUUUGGCCGCUGGAAAGUAAAUAACCUUGCAGUUGAGAGAAGAAAUUUUCUUGGCUCCCCUCUGCCUCUUGCCCCUGAAUUCUUCCGCAACAUAAGACUUUUGGGACGUCGACCUACCCUUCAACAAAUCACAGAAAAUCUUAUCAAGAAAUAUGGGACACAUUUCUUGCUGUCUGCUACUCUGGGAGGAGAGGAGUCACUCACAAUUUUUGUGGACAAGCGGAAGUUGAGCAAACGAUCUGAAGGAAGUGACCCCAGCACCAAUAGUUCUUCUGUCACACUGGAGACACUGCAUCAACUAGCUGCUUCUUACUUCAUUGACAGGGAUAGCACCCUUCGAAGACUUCACCACAUUCAAAUCGCAUCCACUGCCAUAAAGGUAACAGAAACACGGACGGGUCCUCUUGGCUGCAGUAACUACGACAAUCUAGAUUCUGUCAGUUCUGUUCUGGUUCAGAGUCCUGAGAAUAAGGUUCAGUUACAAGGGCUACAAAUACUUCUUCCAGACUAUCUUCAGGAGCGCUUUGUACAAGCAGCCUUGAGCUACAUCGCUUGCAAUUCAGAGGGAGAGUUUAUCUGCAAGGACAAUGACUGUUGGUGUCAAUGUGGUCCCAGAUUUCCAGAAUGCAACUGCCCCUCCAUGGACAUACAAGCUAUGGAAGAGAAUCUCCUUCGAAUAACAGAAACCUGGAAAGCCUACAACAGUGACUUUGAGGAAUCAGAUGAAUUUAAAUUCUUUAUGAAGAGGCUACCCAUAAAUUAUUUUCUCAACACAUCUACUAUCAUGCAUUUGUGGACAAUGGAUUCUAAUUUUCAGCGCCGCUAUGAACAACUGGAAAACAGCAUGAAGCAACUUUUCUUAAAGGCACAAAAAAUUGUGCACAAGCUCUUUAGCCUUAGCAAGAGGUGUCAGAAACAACCACUCAUCAGCCUGCCAAGACAGAGAACCUCCACCUACUGGCUCUCGCGCAUCCAGUCUAUUCUCUACUGCAAUGAGAAUGGGCUCCUGGGCAGCUUCUCCGAAGAGACGCACUCCUGUACCUGCCCCAAUGACCAGGUGGUCUGCACAGCUGCCCUGCCCUGCACCGUGGGCGAUGCCUCAGCCUGCCUCACCUGCGCUCAGGACAACCGCACACGUUGUGGCACCUGUAACACGGGCUAUAUGCUCAGCCAAGGGCUCUGCAAGCCAGAGGUGGCCGAGUCCACUGACCACUACAUCGGCUUCGAGACUGACCUGCAAGACCUAGAGAUGAAGUACCUGCUGCAGAAAACCGACAGGCGCAUAGAGGUCCAUGCCAUUUUCAUCAGCAAUGAUAUGCGCCUCAACAGUUGGUUCGACCCUUCCUGGCGGAAAAGGAUGCUCCUGACCUUGAAAAGCAACAAGUACAAGUCCAGCCUGGUGCACAUGAUCUUGGGGCUUUCUUUGCAGAUCUGCUUAACGAAAAACAGUACCCUGGAGCCCGUGUUGGCCGUCUACGUGAACCCCUUUGGAGGCAGCCACUCUGAGAGCUGGUUUAUGCCUGUGAAUGAAAACAGUUUUCCAGACUGGGAGCGGACUAAGCUGGACCUUCCUUUGCAGUGUUAUAACUGGACACUGACUCUGGGGAACACGUGGAAGACCUUUUUUGAGACGGUCCACAUCUACCUGAGGAGUCGCAUCAAGUCCAGUGGUCCCAAUGGCAAUGAGAGCAUUUACUACGAGCCUCUGGAAUUUAUUGACCCGUCCAGGAACCUGGGCUACAUGAAAAUCAAUCACAUUCAAGUGUUUGGCUACAGCAUGCACUUUGACCCCGAAGCAAUUCGGGACUUGAUUUUGCAGCUGGACUACCCCUAUACUCAGGGCUCCCAGGACUCAGCACUUUUGCAGCUCCUAGAGAUAAGAGACCGUGUAAAUAAGCUCUCCCCACCUGGUCAGCGUCGUCUCGAUCUGUUCUCUUGCUUGCUUCGUCAUAGACUCAAGCUGUCUACUAGUGAGGUGGUGCGGAUCCUCUCUGCUCUGCAGGCGUUUAAUGCCAAAUUGCCAAACACAGUGGAUUAUGACACUACCAAAUUAUGUAGUUAACCGUACAUGUCAAGCACAACCCAAAAUCUUGAAGGCGUUUUUACAGUGCUUUUGUGAAACCAAGUUUCUGUUUGGAAGAGUAAAUUUAAAUUGUCUUUUCAAUAUCUGUCUUAUAUCAGUCAAUAACAUUGGAUGGCAAUUUACACACAUGAACUUGCUGACAAUGAAUAUAUUAUACUGCAGUUUUGGUUUCUGAAUGAAAUAAAUACUGACACCAGUCUAGAAGACACUCUACUUUUUACAAUAAAUUUCAUUUGUAAUUUUAUAUGUUCCGUGGCAAUGCUUUUGUGCAUUACAUCCUCUAGAGGGAACAUAAAAAGAUACCAAUAAAAUUUUGUAGCUGAACAGUUAUUAAAAAGAA
This is a messenger RNA of Suncus etruscus (white-toothed pygmy shrew), 3225 nucleotides long. RefSeq names its product BMP/retinoic acid inducible neural specific 3 (gene BRINP3). Bases 564 to 2864 code for a protein of 766 amino acids. Gene Ontology annotation, biological process: positive regulation of neuron differentiation; negative regulation of mitotic cell cycle. Lineage: Eukaryota; Metazoa; Chordata; Mammalia; Eulipotyphla; Soricidae. The record is from RefSeq and is a predicted model, not a curated record. The transcript has 9 exons.